AAGCAUAUGGUUUUUCAUUAUGAUCACUGUGGAAGUGUUUCUCUGCAUAUAAGUAUAUUAAUUUCAUUUUCCGCAAUAGAUUUCAACAAUAAUGAACACUGUAAAACAAUGCAGAUGCACAGUGUCUCACCAGAAACACUCCAGUAUUGAGCGGAGAAAAGGAGUAAAAUAGACAUGAACUCCUUACAAAAUAUUCUUUUCCUUGGAGGACACAGAUUCCUUCAGCUUUGCUCAAGGGGAGAAUUUAUCAACAUAUGAUUGUUUCCAUGGAGGAAGAGGCAGCGAACAUAUGCGAUAAUGAGUGAUAUAGAAACAUCAGCAUAUGAUAGGAGCUCUGAACACUUGGACAUAACUGUUGCAUAUUAAAUGAAGCUCCUGCUAGUGAGAUAUUCGCCAUGACCCCAAAUGUGGUAUGUUGUGAUAAGGAACAUAUUUGUGCCAAUCUCGUACUCUUUGUUUACAAUUCAAGAGAAUCAUAUCAGGCCUGGAAUAUAAAAAUAUCAAGAUGUGCAUUUGGGCUAGUUGGUCGCACUUAAACAGGUGGAACAGACACAAAGCAUCUAUUAAUCGAAAUUAUCAUUUCAAUGUCUCUUCGUAAUCAGGAGCAUAUAUCUAAUCUUUGCAGGAUAUGCUUCACCACAGAAAACAAUACAAGGCGUGUGGUCUUAGCUGCUUUACUUAUUGUCAUUCCUUCAAGCUCCCAAGCAUAACUGGUAACUUGCGCAUAAAAUUAGCAUAAACAUGCAAGGAUAUGCAUUUGUUUCUUAUACAUACUACACUACACGCAUAUGAUGCAGAUAAAUAUAUGCAUAUCUACGUACAAACAUAUAUACAAACAAACAUGCAUGUAUGUCAUAGGGAUGAACAUUAAACAACAUGCAGUUCUCGAUAUGGUGGUUUAAGGACAAGUCAUUACCCUGUAAUACUGGUUUACCUUUCUUCCCUAAAUUCUCUAAACAAGUAACAAAACCAAGAACCUGAAAUGAAUCCACGAAAGUAAUAUGUUACUGAUGACUACCUUACAAUUACACAUGUAAAAAGCUCACAAGUAAAGUGGGUGGAGAAAGCAUAUAUAAGCAGAAUAUUCUCAUGUCCCAAUCUCAGACCCUGCAUACAAAGAAGUACAGAAAUGUGCUCAGACAAACAUAAUUAUGCAGCCAAUAUAUAUUUGAAGUAGACGAAAACAUUAGUCGGACAUAUGGGUUUAUAUAUGGAACACCGAAAGAUACCCAAACAAAGCUAACGAAGGACAAGUGGUCCUAAACACAAGAGGAAGUAUGAAAACAAGUACACUAUUUCUCUUCAAUUUUGUUAGACAGUCUAAACCCAAGUGGGAAAAUUCUAACUUCUCGGCAAUGAUAGGCUGUGGGUUCCCUUCCCUUCUUUUCUUCAGCGCGCCUAGUUGAAUAAGUACCAAACUUGACAGAGGAGACAAAAGAGAAUCACAUGCUCAUUCUAUAUUCCAUUCCUUGCUUUAUGGCAUUCCCAAGAGAGCAUCAACUCAAAGAACAAUAUUUCUGUUUUUAAAAGAUGUAUCUAAUUCUGUUUCUCGAAUGCAUCCAGUCAAUGGAUUCUUCAAACCUUUUCCUAUCAGCAACUAAAAACCUGAAAUGCCUGAGUUCUAAUCCACUCCUAUCUCGUGGUCCCAAUGCAGAAUCUAUACCCAUUGCAUUAACUUAUAUUGCUCUGGACCUUGAUCAGGAUCCUCUAAGCAUCAUGAAUCAACCCCAGACGAGUCCAUUCCAGUUCAGAAACAAAACAAUGUUUCCACGUGCUAGGGACCCAAGCGCUGAAUUCUUACGAACAGCUUCAGAAUCUGGUACUUUUGCAAGCUAUGAAGCCAUCAGAUGACAGCCUUUAGCUCACAAAAAUUCUCUUCAAGAGAAUAAGGUUCCUUCUUUUACUUUCAGGGACCAAUUCAUGUAAAGAAGGGAUUUCGAUGGACCUAUUCCUCCACAUAGAUGACAGGUGAAAGCUGCUCUGCUAAAAAGACUUCAGUGCAGAAUAAGAAUGGAAGUGUUUGGCCUGAGAAUUGACAGUAAAAAGUUGCAGGUGAGGGGUCCACAGAUACCUAAAGUGAGAAGGACAAGAUCUCUUUUUGAGUUCCUGGGAAGAUUGGAUUAGGUUGAGUGUUCCGUUUCAAAGAUUCUUCAAACUUCCUUAUAAAGAGAGCUCGAAUACAACCUCACCAUCGUGAAGUGAAGGCUGAGAAGCUUUAGUUCAUUUUAUAGGCAAUAUGAGCAUUUAGGACAUAAAGAUACCCAAGUCUUGGUUUUCCAGAAACCGUCAGCUGACAGCAUAGAAGCAAAUUAAGGCGUAAGAGGCACAGAUUUUACGUGGAUAAAGAUAGCAAACAAGAAAAGGGAAGAGUUAAAUCAUAGGGAAAAUGUACAAUCAUCAUCACCAUCAAGGUAGCAACAAUUUAGUUUCUUCACGGACAGCUUUUCCUUCAGAAAGACAUUUAUUUCUACAAGGAGGAACUGUACAAGGAGAGUCAGGACUCGUUCUCUCGACUGAUGCUAAGCCGAGAUUGAAAUGGACCCCAGAGCUCCAUGAACGAUUUAUCGAGGCAGUAAAUCAACUUGGAGGAGCAGAUAAGGCGACUCCCAAAACUGUAAUGAGGCUCAUGGGAAUCCCAGGAUUAACUCUUUAUCAUCUAAAAAGUCAUCUUCAGAAGUACAGACUUGGUAAAAAUCUACAGUCUCAGGCUAAUACUGGGUCCCCAAAGAAUGCUGUAGGUUGUACUCAAGUAGCAGAUAGGAUACCUGAAGACAAUGGGCUCGCAGGCAACAUGAACAUGGGAGUCCAGCCAAACAAGACCAUUCACAUCAAUGAGGCACUUCAGAUGCAAAUUGAAGUGCAAAGAAGGCUUCACGAACAGCUUGAGGUGCAAAGACACUUGCAGCUGAGAAUAGAGGCACAGGGAAAAUAUUUACAAUCAGUGCUGGAGAAAGCCCAAGAGACUUUGGGGAAGCAAAACUUGGGUUCUGCAGGACUCGAGGCUGCCAAAGUGCAACUGUCGGAACUCGUCUCCAAAGUUUCAAAUGAAUGUUUUAGCAGUGCGUUUCCUGGUGUGGAGGAAAUUUCAAGUUUACACACGCUGCAACCACACCAAGCCCAACUUGCAGAUUGUUCAAUUGAUAGUUGCCUAACCUCAUGUGAAGGAUCACAGAAGGACCAAGAAAUACACAAUAUAAGUAUAGGGUUGAGAGCAUUUCAUGGAAACCCACCCCUCUACACACAACAAACGGGAGAUGACAUGCGGCUUGACCAGUCUCAAUCUGCAUGGUGUGAAGACUUGAAUGACCAAAAGAUGUUUUCUUCAACAAUAGUGAAAGAACCAGAAAGGACGAUUUUCUCAGUCCCGAGAGAUCCUAGUAUUUUAUCAAUGAACAUUACACCCCAAAGAGAAAAAGAAGGCAGUGGG
Messenger RNA from Asparagus officinalis (garden asparagus), 3427 nucleotides. RefSeq names its product myb-related protein 2-like. NCBI's taxonomy places the organism in Eukaryota, Viridiplantae, Streptophyta, Magnoliopsida, Asparagales, Asparagaceae. The record is from RefSeq and is a predicted model, not a curated record. Gene Ontology annotation, molecular function: DNA binding; DNA-binding transcription factor activity. The transcript is spliced from 7 exons. The annotation marks the transcript as partial.